AUGUUAAAGUGCUGCUGCCGCCGCCUCUGUGCCCGCGCCCCGGAGAUGUCCUUCCCCCAGCUGGGCUACCCGCAGUAUCUCAGCGCCAGCCAGGCGGUGUACGGGAGCGACCGGCCCGGGGUGCUGGCCGCCGCCGCCGCAGCCGCCGCCGCCGCCGCUGCCGCCUCGGGCCGGCCCGCGGGCGCCGAGCUGGGCAGCGGCUCGGCCGCUGUCACCUCGGUGCUGGGCAUGUACGCCAGCCCCUACAGCGCCCCCAACUACAGCGCCUUCCUGCCCUACACCGCCGACCUCGGCCUCUUCUCCCAAAUGGGCUCCCAGUACGAGCUGAAAGAUAAUCCGGGUGUCCACCCUGCUACCUUUGCUGCCCACACUGCCCCCGCCUAUUAUCCCUACGGACAAUUCCAAUACGGGGACCCGGGGCGGCCCAAAAAUGCCACCCGGGAGAGCACCAGCACCCUCAAGGCCUGGCUUAACGAGCACCGCAAGAACCCCUACCCCACCAAGGGCGAGAAGAUCAUGCUGGCCAUCAUCACCAAGAUGACCCUCACCCAAGUCUCCACCUGGUUCGCCAACGCCCGCCGGCGGCUCAAGAAGGAGAACAAGGUGACCUGGGGCUCCAGGAGUAAGGACCAAGAAGAUGCAAAUCUCUUCGGGAGUGACAAUGAGGGGGACCCCGAGAAGAAUGAAGAUGAUGAGGAAAUUGACCUGGAGAGCAUAGAUAUAGAUAAAAUUGAUGAGAAUGAUGGGGAGCAGAGCAAUGAGGAAGAGGAGGAGAAGCCUGAGCUCCUGAGACAAAGCAGUGAAGAGGAGCACUUGGAAAAGGAGAAGGAUUUGGCACUGUCAGGGUCUGAAGGGCUGAAACCCAAAGACACGCUGGCCAUGGUGAAGGAGUCCUCUGACAAUAGCACGAGAAUCAUCAGUCCUGGGGGACCGAACAAUUUACAGAUGCCAUCUCACAGCAAACCCAAGAUUUGGUCUUUGGCAGAGACAGCAACGAGUCCUGAUGGUGCCCUGAAAUCUUCUCCUCCUCCGCCCCCUCCUCCCCAGGUUAACCACACUUCUCCUCAGAUUCAGCACCCCGCUUUUCUCCCUAGCCAUGGACUCUACACAUGCCAGAUUGGCAAAUUUCACAACUGGACAAAUGGGGCUUUCCUCACUCAGAGUUCCCUUCUAAAUGUGAGGUCCUUUUUGGGAGUAAAUCACCACCAUGCUGCUCAUCACAAUCACCACCUCCAGGCCCAGCAACAAUCUUCUGUUUUAACAGCAACCCUGGGAGCGCUAAGCAGCGACAAACCUUCAGAGAGGACCAGUCCCAAACACAUAGAAAGAGAAAAUGUACCAAGAACUGACUCCCCACCCCAGCCGCUAAAAUCGCCCUUCCAGCCUGUCCGUGACAACUCUUUGGCUCAGCAAGAGGGAACACCGAGAAUUUUAACAGCUCUCCCUUCUGCUUGAUUAAAUGAUUUGGUGAAAAAAUAUUACAGAGACUGGUAUUAAGGACAGAGAGAGUGAAAAAAAAGGAAACGGUAUAAACGACUCCCAUCAAUCUCUUUUUGCAAUAAGGUGGUGCAAAUCCAUAAAAGCAUUACACAAAUCUGUAGAUGGAUCCCCUUCCUCAUUGUACCAUUUCAGAUCGUGUUAUUCUAACCAUUCUUGGAUUAUUUGUUUGGUAAAUGUUUCCCAUGUGUUUGUGGUUUUCUUUUUUCUGUAUAUAGAGUGAUUUCAGAUUGUAAAUAACA
This is a messenger RNA of Melozone crissalis (California towhee), 1739 nucleotides long. It is a transcript of the gene IRX1, whose product is annotated as iroquois homeobox 1. The record is from RefSeq and is a predicted model, not a curated record. Gene Ontology annotation, biological process: cell development; regulation of transcription by RNA polymerase II; neuron differentiation. Lineage: Eukaryota; Metazoa; Chordata; Aves; Passeriformes; Passerellidae. The transcript has 5 exons. Gene Ontology annotation, molecular function: DNA-binding transcription factor activity, RNA polymerase II-specific; RNA polymerase II cis-regulatory region sequence-specific DNA binding. Gene Ontology annotation, cellular component: nucleus. Bases 1 to 1455 code for a protein of 484 amino acids.